Molecule: messenger RNA, 6651 nt
Organism: Euleptes europaea (tarantolino)
Lineage: Eukaryota; Metazoa; Chordata; Lepidosauria; Squamata; Sphaerodactylidae
Gene: ESPL1
Product: extra spindle pole bodies like 1, separase
Exons: 30
Coding region: 1-6627 (2208 amino acids)
Biological process (GO): proteolysis; meiotic chromosome separation
Cellular component (GO): centrosome; cytoplasm; mitotic spindle
Molecular function (GO): cysteine-type endopeptidase activity
Source: RefSeq, a predicted model, not a curated record
AUGAAGUUCCUCAAAGGCACGGACUUCGUGGCACGGACCAGCACUCCCCAAGAGACUCUGGCUUUAUUGUCAGAGCUGAAGGAAUGCCUCAGCUCGGUAACCAAAAACGCAGACGCUGCAAGCCAAGCUUCCAAACGGGCAACAGCGUGUGACGGAAUCCUGCGGGCCUGCAUCCACCGGUUUGCCGAAGGCUCGGGUGACCCAGAUCACCUGGAAUGUCUCCAGACUCUGGCUGAGAGGGCCUGCCAUGGCUACAUUGAAGCUCGGCCGCAGUACGUUCCCCUCUAUUUGGAAAGGUUGCUCUACCACUUGCUGAGAGGCGCUGCUUCUCGGGGCCCAUCGGAGACCAGACUGGGGCUGGCGAGCCUCCUCUACGCCGAACUGUUGAAGCACCAGCCGCCGGAGGUGCCCGCUGAUGACUUCUCGGCCGUUGCCAAGAGUGCCUUCAGCGUGCUGUGGAAGAGCGCCGACGCCAUAGCUAAAACAGACCGGACUCCUGCCCAGUUCCGGACAGUCCUCUCAUCACAGCUGCAAGCAGUGCGCUUCUUGGUUCUCCUGGAGCACGGCUCCCCCGUCCUAUUGCUCAGAGAACCCCCUUUCUUUACCUCCGUGGCGGCCCAACAUGCCACUGCUGCCGCUUCUGUGUUUGAGGCCCAGCGGAGCCCGCUGCCCAGGGAGGAGGCUUGUUUCCUCAGUGAGCAGCUGUUUGGCUAUCUUGCUGCGGGCCUUCUGGAAAAGAGGGGCGCGGGCGAGACUUUGCCCUUCCAGGACGCGCUCUGUAUCUUUGAAAUUGCCGUGAUGAGGUCCCGUUACCUCUGCAAGAGCGGCUGCUUCGCGGAAAGCAAGGAAGCCCUCCAGCAGUGCCGGGGCUGUUUGAGAAGGUGUAAGAAGAGAAGGCAAUUCUUCAGCAUGGGUUUGGAUAUUCUCUCCACUGGCAUCGAGCUAAACAGAGCGUUGGCGCUUCGUGACUGCUCGGUAGGGCCCCUCUUUGCCCGAGCGGCUGAGAUCCUAAGCGCCUUGCUGGAUGCUGACGUACAUCUGCUUAAAGUGACGAUCGAAAGCAGCCAGUUGUUCAUAAUGCCUCUGUACGGAUACGCAAAAGAGAGUAAACAGAGCUUCUUCGGUCUACAUGACAUUCUGGGGAUCUCUGCCUUUAUGGAAAGAUACUUUGAGCUGCUUGGCAAACUGCUAAACGUUGACCCACCAGACAAUGUGAAACAGCAGCAAGCUCUGAAGAAGAUGCUGUACCACUUUGCCCAGCUGUACACCACCCUGGUAUACGACUCCCUUCAGGCUCUGCAGGGGCCACAGUCUCCAGGGAUGCUGCAGCUGGUGGUGUCCCUUCAAAAGAUUGCUUCCUGGAUGCUGGAUAUGCAAGCAGGUCUUCCGCAGUGUGAGCAGGCAGAAUACCUGGAUGUCUCAGCAUACUGCGUGUCCCGGCUGGGCUACAGCUUCUACUGUCAGAAGAUGUAUGCUGAAUCCAACUCAAUAGUAGAGCUCUUCUGCAGGAGGCUGAGCAAGGAAGAGCUGUUCAAAAAUCCAGAAUUCUCUGCAGAAAAGCUACACAACUGCUUCAGGCUGCUUGUGGAAAACUACAGGAAGCUGGGCUCCUUGGAGGAGGCCCUCCAGGCUGUGGUAUUGUGGCUGGUCACCCAGCGCAGUGAGAUCACGGAACGGAUGGCGGAACCGGUCUCCUUCUGGCUCAAAGUCAAGGUGGAUGCCAGCAAAAGUGGGGCUGAUGAUCUCAGAUUGAAGACCCUGAAAGAGGGCCUGGAAGGAUGCCACUUGGCCCCUGAGAUCCUGCUGGAAGUGUUGUGGGAAGAACUGAAGGCCUACAAAGGUGUGCGAGCCGACACCAGCCAAGAGCGCUUCAACGUGAUCUGUGACCUACUGGAUAUCUGCUCGGAGGGCAGCAGCUUUGUCCACGAGCGGGCUGCGAUCCUGAUAGAACUGGCUCAGGUGCUGUGUUACCAUGACUACAUGGAGCAGACAGAAUGCUCUGCCCUGGAUUCCAUCCAUGAAGCCUUGCGGCUGCUGGACUUGGUCCCUAAAACUCCCCAGAAUGAGGAACGGCUCCAGGAUGACAAGGCCCAAGCCCUGCUCUGGCUCUACAUCUGCACCAUUGAGAGCAAAAUGCACGAGAGCACUAAGGAGGAACAGAGAACCAAAAACAGUCAUGCCCAGGGACAAGAGAAUUCCCAGCUUCUUGAAGGCGUGGAGACGAACGAUCUCGGCUACGAGGACAAGACUCAGGAUGAUAAGUUCCUGUAUCUCGGCAUCACAUUUAACUUGUCUGCGGAUUCUGCGCAAUCGAAGUGCUUGGACGACGCCUAUGACUUGUGGAAGCAACUCCUCAGCAAAGGCCGGGCCCCAGCUGUACGGAGUGUUGAGCAGACGAUGGCAUCCCUGCACAUCAUGGCCGCACUGUACAGGAUAAUGGGCAAGCCACUGCGAGCCAUUGAGAGCUACUUCCUGAUCUCAGAACUCUCCGGUGCCCUUGCAGACGCUCUUGGGACGGCCAGCGCUUUGUGUCAGAUCGCCAAGCUCUUUUUCCAGCUAGAAUGUUGCAGUUACGCUGAGAUGGUCUUAAAGGAAGCAGAGUCCUGCUUGCGAGGCGUUGACCGAAGCAAAGACGGCGCCUUGCUGUUGACUCAAAUGCUAGCUGUCCUCCAAAGCAGAUUGUGCUUGGCAAAUUGCAAGGUUGAAGAAGGCCUCGGCCUGCUGCUAGAAACCCUGGGAAACCCAGCUUUGCAAAAGCCGUCUAAACUCUGGUACCUGCUCCGAGCCGGCGCUCUCCAGCUGACGGCCUUGUAUCUCGGUCUGCCUCCUUCCACCCUCCCGCCGGCGCUCAGGCAAAAACUGUACACUCAAGGGUGGAAGACCCCCGAAACUGCUUUGGGCGAUGCCCACAAACUCUACCGCAGCAUUGUUUCUAACUUCUUGCUGAUCGGCAGUGAGAAAUCUGCUAAAGAUGUCCCAGACCAUCUAUUUGUAGAUCAUGGUGACAACCUGGUGCAAAAGUGGCAAGUUCUGGCUGACAUGUUCGUUUGUUCCGAGACAUUCGUCUCCCUCCUCGGCAAGAUCGAGACUGUGAGUGAAGCAAAAGCUUUCUGCCUGGAAGCUCUCAAAAUCUCCAUGAAGCUGCAGUCCCUCCGCUGGUGUGCUCGGUUUUUGGUCUUGAAGAGCGAGCUGGAGCUGAAGCGCGGCGACCUGGAGGUGUGUCGCUCUGAUCUUGAGCAGGUGCUGUUUCUCCUGGAAUCGGGCACUGUGUUUGAAAUGAAAGCGGGAAAAGGCGAUGUGAAAAUUAAGCCAAAGAAAGGCAGGCCAAAGGUCAAGAAGCCGCCAGGCCCAUGCGCGGAAUCCUCUGAAGAGGAGCGGCAAUUUCUGCGAGAAGCCUCCCUGGAGUUUAUCGACACGGUCUCCACGCAGAAGGGGAACCCUCUCGCGGACUCGCCAGUGCUGAAGCCGAAGCAGAAGAAGCGCCCCAGCUUCCUGACCCACCUGGACGGAUGCCGCUGCCUGCUCUGCUCUGACGUGGUCCUCUCGAGCGUCUGCCUCCGGUGGCUGUUAGCCUCUGCAGAGGGGGAGUUGGCCCUCGGGCGCACAGGAGAAGGGCUGCCGCUCUUGGAGGCUUGUCUGAAACGGUGCGCCUCUGCUACAGCGUACAUCUGCAACGUGGUGGCAUCAGCAUCUCAAAGCAACGGCAGGAAGGCCGUUGACCAGGAUCUGUCCGCAGUUGGACUCCUGGAUGACCUGGUGGCCAGUAUCUACGUGUCUCUGGCAAAACUGAGCAUGAACACCAACCGACCAGAGAAAAAACUGUGGAAACUUCUAGAGACUGGCCUGGCCACGCUGUCUUCCAAGAGGCCCCGGCUGCCAGGGCUCGAAUACUCAAAGGCCAGUCUGCUCCUUACCAAAGCAGUAGCCGCCAUCUCGGUUCUGGCUUCCGGUCACGAGGGCUACGCUGCAAACAUAUUUUCUAGUGCCUGGCCCUGGAAGUACCCACCUUCCCUCUGUGAGGACAAAGAAAAUAUGCCGACGGUUGCAGAGACGAUGCUCGAAGUGCUUUCUUCGGCGGCCCUGAACAGUAACAACACCAAGAGGCAGCCAGAAGCUGUCCAGAAAGCAAAGCCUAAGAGAGCCCUAGGAACCAAACCCCUUCCUGUGAUCCACCUCAGUGCCCCGCUUGCCCUGGUUGACUCCGGUAUGGAGGCUGCUCCGCUUGUUGUUAGGCUACCCGUAGAACCCUGCACCCCGGCACAGAAGUCCUUUACAGCUGCCAGGACGAGCAGGUCGGCGGCAGCCAAACCAGCCCUCUCCUCCAAGGCCCCCUUUAAGAUUUUUGAGGAAUCUUCUUCUCUGAGGUUGAAGGCUGAAGUCCCGAAGGCGCCCAAAGUGUCCAGAAGAACGAAGUCUCGUCUUAAGGUUGUGUUCAGCGACGACAGUGACCUGGAAGGUCCUCCAGAAGCUACGUGGGAGGCUAAGCUCCCAGCUGCCAAAGAACCAGCAGCCUCCUCCCGCAGGAUGGGGCGGAAAGCGGCCCCCAGCAGAAAACAGUCAGCGGCGAGCCUGGCUAAAAUGGAGGGGUGCAGCGCCAGCUCUUCGGAUGACCACCCCCACGCUGCAAAAGCACCGCCUCGGCGUGGAAGGCCAGGUGGCAGGAGAGCUGCUAAGCAGGGGAGGCAGCAAGAAGAAAUUAGCAAAGCUCCUUGUGAGGAGGAAACACCGAAUGAGCCGGGGGAAGAGGAAAAGGAGGUUCUGAGGACUGUCGAGGACAUCAAGGCCGGCUGUGAGGUCCUGCAGGGUUCAGGACGUAGAAAGCAACCUGUUCCUGAACCGAAUGGCACAGAAGAGGACCAAGAGGUUCUCCAGCGCGAUGCCAGUGCUGCUCUGCAGGAGACUUUCCAUGCUUCAGAGAAGCGAAGUCCCACAGACCCAUUUGAUUUGCACACUCUUGCCUCUUCCCUAGAAGUAGCUGCUAAUUCCUUCUCCGUGGACUCCGUCUAUGAAAUCCUGCAAGCCGCCUUCUGUUCCAUCAGCCAUAACCCCCCAGGUGCCCUCUACAGCCGUCUCUGCCAAAUCAUGGCACUGUGUGUCGGGAGCCGGGACCCCGUUGUUACUGCCUACCUGGUUUCGGAGUCGGUCGCUGUCACUCUUCGCCAUCAGAUAAUGAGCACCAUUCACAAAAGACUCGACAAAAUGAAGAAGGCCUCGGUGGCCAAUGCAUCAAGGCAGCUGGAGAUGCUGAGCCUGUGGACAGGGAACGCUGAUCCUCUGCUCCGGUGCCUCGCAGAGCUGCAGAACCUCUUUGCGUUUGGCUGUCCCAGUCCCGCUAAGCUGGAGACAGAAGACUUCCGAGAACAGCUGCGACAGAUCCCCGCUGGGGUCACAGUGUGUGUGCUGACCCUGGUGAGCAUCAAGCCGGGAACUGUCGGGGACAUCCUCCUGCUGACGCGGCUGGAGAAAGAUGCCGUCCCGGUGACCCUCCAGAUACAGACAAUGCACAGCAAAGUCCCCUUGAGCACGGCACUCAGCGAAUUUGAUGCCAUUCUGCAGGAACAGAAAGAGAUUUCUAACCUCACAGAGAAAGAGGAUUGGUGGCUUGGCCGGACCGCCCUGGACAAGAGGAUGAAGGCUUUGAUAGAGUCCCUGGAGAAGCACGUGCUGGGCUGCUGGAGGGGUGCCCUGCUGCCAGGCUGCGAGGGCCAAACCGUGGCGCAGGAAGCCUUUAGCCUUCGGAAGCGUCUCGGGGAGUGUGGCUGUGAGGUGGAUCCGGCACUGCUUAAGGUCAUGCUUACCGGCUCGCAUCUCCUGGCCCCAGAAGACAUACAGCGUUUGGCGUUGGGGCUCAGCCCAGCUCAGCCCGAGAGAGCUCGGGACCUUCUUCAGGAGGCAGUAGAAAAAGUGGAGUCCGGUACACUCCAAGCAUCAAGUGGCCACUUGGUCCUCGUGCUGGACAAACACCUGCAGAGACUCCCCUGGGAAAACAUACCGUGCCUGAAAUCCCAGACGGUGACCCGAUUACCUUCUCUGCGUUUCCUGCUCAGCUAUUCGCUUACGAAAGAGUACCGAGAAGAAUCCGUCUUCCAUCGGGGGAUAAACGCGGGCAGUGCCUUCUACGUCUUAAACCCGCAGAGAAACCUUUCGGGGACGGAGAAGCUGUUCAAAGACUGGUUCCAGAGCGAGCCUGGCUGGACAGGAGUGGUGGGUGAAGCCCCUGCUGCGGACCAAGUACCGUCGGCUCUUGAGGAACGGGAUCUCUACAUCUACGCUGGGCAUGGUGCAGGUGCCCGUUUCAUGGACUCCAUUCUGAAGGUGGACUGCAGGGCCGUGGCUCUGCUCUUCGGCUGCAGUAGCGCCGCUCUAGCCGUGCAGGGCAACCUGGAAGGGACGGGCAUCAUCCUCAAGUUCAUCCUGGCAGGGUGUCCCCUAGCUCUGGGAAACCUCUGGGAUGUGACGGACCGAGACAUUGAUCGCUAUAUGGCGGCGCUUCUGAAGAACUGGCUGAAGGCAGGCUCUGGAGCGCCUCUGCUCCAGUAUGUCAUACAGUCCCGUCAAGCUCCCAGACUCAAGUACAUGAUUGGAGCUGCCCCCAUAGUCUAUGGUUUGCCUGUCUCUCUGCAGUAGGAAACACGGAAAGAGCCCAGUACC